AAAGCAAAAACGCAGAACCAUUACUUCUCACUUCUCCAUUUCCACUCUUAAACAAAUACACAAAUACUUACUUCUGUUGCCUGGAAUGGCGAAUCCCGGCCACCGUAAAGGUUACAACCUAGAGUACAGAGCAAACGAUGACGACUCAUGGUACAGCGUACGACUCAUGUUAAGAAACCAAACCAUGACUCUGAAGUUCGAAGGUUAUCCCAAGGACUUCGACAUCAUUUUCAACGCCAGAGACUUCAAAACGAAGGAGGAAGUGAAUGAACUGGUAAGGAGGUUCAGGCGCGUGUCGCCGCAGGUGCAGGAUAGCGAAUGCGGUAGUCUCAAGGAAGGAAUGAUUGUCUGUGUUGCAUGUAAUGCUUUUGGCGGUGAUGAUAUGUUGUACUACGACGCCGUUAUUGAAGCGGUACACAAUGUGGACCAUUCAUUUGGAAAUGGAGAGGAGGAGUGUUUAUGCACCUUUGUGGUAACUUGGCUUCAUGGUCCAAAGAAAGGAUUCUUAACCUCUACCAGAAUUGAAGGCAUGUGUACCAUAAAAGAUGUUCCUCAAGUUGAUCCUAAAAUAGCUUCCUUCUUGGAAUUGGUGAACCGGAAUCUCGAGAAAUCCUCUUGCAUGUUGACUUCUGCUUCGAAGCAUGAGAGUUCUGCAUCUAAAGCAUCAUCUUGUGAAAUUGGAGGCAGUAAUUUGACUUUUAAUUCAUCCUUUAAGGGAAUUAAUAGUGCCAAGAGUACUGUUGAUGUCACAACAGGAGCAACAGAGAGUAAAUAUAGUAGGGAUCAGGAACAUGACGAAGAUCUUGGAGGGCAAUGUCCAAGUUCCCAUCUUAUGCUUAUUGAAAACUUGGAGAGAAACUUAUUACCAUCAUCAUUCAGGGAUUUUAUACAUGAUCACACUUCUGUUUCAUCACAAGUAUACAUUUUACCAAGUCUGUCUAUGCCAUAUGCAAGAGGUUUUAUUGUGGUAGAUUGUGAAGAGAAGCUUCAGAAGAUACACGAGUUUUUGGAUAAUCCAGCCCAACUUAUUGUGUCCUCAACUGGAAGGCCAUUGGUUAUAACUGAAAGAGAUGUAAGGCUUGGCAUGAUUAAGAUGUGUCCAGGAAGCUACAAACCUCAGGAUAUGUGUCUAGGAACAAGUUUGGACAAAGAUCUGAUGGUGGUCCGUUCAGGAACAGAGACAUACGAAAGAGCAAUGCAGUUAAAAAAUUUAUUUCUAGAGUUCACGAGUCAUCUACAGCAGCUCUAUAAGAAGUUCUCUGGGGAAGAGAUGAUGAUUUUGCAGUUCAACCAGAUGAUCUAUUCAUAAAGGUGUAAAAACUAGUAUGCGCUGGUAGAUACUCGUGUAUAUUUUGGCCAUUGCAACACGUAAAUUCUUGAAAGAGAAGCUGUCGUUUCUCCUAUAACAUUAGAAGAUUUAGGCUAGCUUUUUAUAUUUUACAUCUCCUUAAAAGGUGAUCUAUUAAAGUCAUGCUCACCGAGCUUCUAAGAAAAUGCCUUUUAGCAAGGUUGUUAUAUAUAAACAAAGUAGUAAUGCUGCACAUGAGAUACAAACUUAUGACCUAAAGCAAUUUUUGAACCAUCUUUGUCACUACACUAGAAGUGACCUUUUCUUUAUGUUUUGGAAUUUAGCAAUAUAUAUAUUGUUUUUAUCAU
Lycium ferocissimum is the source of this 1656-nucleotide messenger RNA. RefSeq lists its product as uncharacterized. NCBI's taxonomy places the organism in Eukaryota, Viridiplantae, Streptophyta, Magnoliopsida, Solanales, Solanaceae. Gene Ontology annotation, molecular function: chromatin binding. The record is from RefSeq and is a predicted model, not a curated record. The coding region runs from base 86 to 1309 and encodes 407 amino acids. The transcript has 6 exons.